Messenger RNA from Schizophyllum commune H4-8, 1719 nucleotides. RefSeq lists its product as uncharacterized. The record is from RefSeq and is a predicted model, not a curated record. The transcript is spliced from 2 exons. The coding region runs from base 1 to 1719 and encodes 572 amino acids. NCBI's taxonomy places the organism in Eukaryota, Fungi, Basidiomycota, Agaricomycetes, Agaricales, Schizophyllaceae.
AUGCACCGUGUCCUCGAGAUCCCCGAGCUGCAGCUAGCGAUCGCCCAGGAACUCAUACCGCCCGAAACCGGCUGGUAUCGUCGCAGAACGGACCUCUACAGGCUAUCCCUCGUCUCGCAUUCGUGGAGAUCUGUAGCCGAACCCAUGCGCUGGGAAGAGGGAAAUCGCCUCGAAGACUUUCUACGUGUCUUGCCCACCGACGCCUGGGCUAGGGUGAUAACUGAAGUCGAAGACUGGUACUCGGAUACCUUCGUGCUCAAGAAAAUCCGGACAAGAUCGAUAUGUCGUCACCUCUCUCCAGACGAUUGGAGCGCGGUCUACCAACGAACACGCUUCGCUCGAAGCUUGAUCCUGCGCCAGCACGCAGGGUUGCGGGGAACGCUUGUAAAUCUGCUAUCGACCGUCCCUCCUGCCGGCACCCUCUUUCCGAAGCUGUCAGAGCUGGUCCUUGAUAUGGACGACGAAUUUCGAACAGAUUUCACUUCCGUACACUCAGCUUCUAUCCUGGCGAUUAGUACCCCCAAUCUUGCCCGCCUAACGAUCAAGAAUCCAUGCCAUGCCCCAAGGCGCAUAUACCUCGAAACAGUAUCAGAACUCGCGCUACGCUCUCAAGGACUCCGUUCGGUCGUAUUCGACACCAAAUCCCUACUCAUCGACUCGCCGACCUCCCCCGUACACCACCGACCCUCGCCAUACAGAAGCUUCUUCCAGACCAUCCGCUCCUGCACGUCGCUCACUACCGUCAGACUCGAUCUCUACGUGUCCAGCUACGAUAGGCACAUCCUUGUCAACCUUGCCGCCCAUCCCAGCCUACGAGACCUAACGCUAGAUAUGGAGCAUUCAUACGACCUCGAUGAACUAGACAUGUUGGAAGAGAUCGACAAGACGGAGGAGCUGCUGCUCCGACGAGGGAUGAGCUCGAUACCGACGCCGAGUUUUCCUUCGCUGCAGAUGAUGCGCUCUACGCAGCUGCCGCAUGCGGUCCUGCGCGCCCUAAUCGCAGCCGGCAAUCGCGCUAUCCCGCUGUCCACCCUGCACUUCGAGGCAGACACCAGUAGCUAUGAAGACCUCCGAGCGACAAUCACGGCGAUAUGCUCGGGCUGCGACAAGGCGACUUUGACCGAACUCGACAUAGAAUUCCUUUGCACAGAUCCCCAAGGCGAUCCCCGUAUUAGUGUCCUUGACCUGGACGCUCUUGCCCCUAUCGCGACCUUCGCGCGUCUAACCCGGGUGGAGCUCGUCGGCUUUGACUGGGUCGACCUCCCAGACACCGACUACUCAGAGAUCGCUCGCUGGUGGCCCGACCUUGUCAGCCUCGCCUUGGUAACCUACCGCUCGACCCCGACAUGCACUCUGGCAGCUCUUAUACCCUUCAGCUCGUCGUGCCCUCGUCUAGAAUCCCUCGACCUAUCUAUCAGCGCAGAGGAGGUGCCAACCCGCACGCUCUCGGGCGACGAAUAUCCUACGACUACUCGACAUACUCUGCCCCUUCUCAAACUCCGCGUACAGAACUCUCCUAUCACUCAAGAUGUGGACUCGGUCGCUCUCUUUCUUCUCUCGCUCUUCCCGACAAUGCAGGAGGUCACAUACGACAUGCCAGCUGAGGAUCUGGACCCUCACAAUAAGGGGAAUUGGGAUGCAGAGGUUGUGCAUGAAAGGAAGGAGGCUUGGGGGAAGGUGAACGAGUUGAUCGUCAACCACAGGAACGCAGGCGUGUAG